AUGCUGGAACUGAUGCAGGCAGAUGCCUACAUAGAUGUUUAUGAUGAUAACUGGGUAACCACAUAUCAAUAUGUGGCUGAUGCAUGCAAUCUGACCGUGGCCGACUUCAACGCCACAGCCAGCGCUUUAAAUGUGACCGGAGUAAUAUCGACGUCAAACUGUGUGUCUGGGAUCACUUACACAGCCGUGGAAGGUGAUACUUGUGACUCGAUCGCUCUGACCAAAGGUGUAUCGGCGGCCACCAUGUACUAUAUCAACUCUAAUAUUCACAAUUGCUAUUCUACGGUCCAAGAAAACGACACCUGCACCAGUAUUGCCGUGAACGCCGGCCUUCUCACGGCAAAGGUAAUCUCUUACAAUUCGCAUAUCACCUGGAACUGCAGCAAUUUGCACUCGACAGAUCCCUAUUGGGGCUCAACGCUCUGUGUGUCGACACCAGGGGGAACAUAUACGGGCCAAGCGUUGAACACCACAGCAACAUCUGAUGUGGCAGUUUCCGCGCCUGCGGGCUCAACCAUGGCCUUGAAAUCCACUACGGAUUGCGGCGAGUGGUACGCCAACGAUGGUAGCAGCAAUCUCACGUGUGCCCAGAUCUGCCUGUCACACGGGAUUGCUAUCAACCUGUUCACCGGUGCCAAUCGGUCGCUGAAUAAGACGACGUGUGAUGAUGACCUGGUGUUAGGAGAUGUCUAUUAUGUUGAUCUGUUAACAGGCUGGGAUUGGACCGUGACUACUUCAAGUAGUAGCAAUUCAACUACCAGUACAGCACCAUCAACUGCAUCGAUUGUCACCGCUCCCGGACCAACACAAACUGGCAUUACCAGCGCGUGUGCCGAAUAUUAUGUCACUAUCGACGGCGAUACAUGCCCUUCUGUUGGAACAUCAUACGAUAUCACAUCUGCUCAAUUCUACGGUGUAGGUCGAAAUCUCCCGGAGCGAUAUUUCCUAUUUAGGCAAGCUAACUCCGGUGGUCUCGUAGUGGAAUCCGGCGAUUGGAAGUGA
Messenger RNA from Sclerotinia borealis F-4128, 1002 nucleotides. The record is from the annotation of a GenBank genome assembly. NCBI's taxonomy places the organism in Eukaryota, Fungi, Ascomycota, Leotiomycetes, Helotiales, Sclerotiniaceae.